GAACUUUGUUAUUUUCCCUCUCCUUUAGAUCUUACUUGUCAUUUCUUCUAUAUAUUCUCUUCCUCUCGUUUUGAUUUUAUAUUUCCAUGUAUUUCAAGCAUUUAUAUUACAUGUAUCAUUUAAUAAUUACAGUUCCUGUGAAACCAGUCUAAUUCUUCAGUUUCUUGCAAGCAUGGGGGCUCUUGUGUAAUGAUGAAUUAUCCAUAGCAUUUUUUCAUUUCAUAGAGAGUCUAAGGCAAGAUAAAAAUGUUCCUUGGCAUUUUCCUUUGAGGUCAGAUGGAUCUUUUUCCUUUCCUUUCUCUGUAGGCCUUGGACAGUUCUGAUUUUGUGAAGAGAAUCAGUGCCAAUCCUUGACCUUUUUGUUUCUUGGGUUUUUUCCAUACCGUUAAGAGACAGGCAAGUGAAGUCAGCAGAUGUCCCGAGGGUAGCUGUGACUUCAAAGCAUGCUAACCUCUGGCUUCUGAUGAUCUCUUCAUUUUGCCCCCUUUGGAUCUCCUUUACUUUUUUUUAACUGUGGCAUACUUGUAAAAGGAUGUUUGUCAUAUAUUACCUAGCAUUUCUUGGUGUUUUGGUGAAAUCUGACCACUGUUCAUAUACUUGCAGUAUUGUGUCCUUCUACCUUUGAACAUACUAUAUCUACUUUUCUUUUUAUGUCCUCUGUAAAGUUUCAUUGCCUUUUUAAAAGAUCUUGCACAUUUCUUGGUAAGUAAUUUCCCUAGUACUUCAUAAAUUUUGUUCAUAUUAUAAAUAGGAAUAUUUUGUUCUGUGAAAAAAUUCAUAGAUAUAAAUACACAUACAUAGAGUGAAAUAUUCAUCUCUAUAAAUGGAUAAUAGCCUUACAAAAAUAUCUAAUAGUUUUUCAGUGGAUCAUUUUGGAUUUCUAGGUUGAUAAUUUGCUCUCCACAUAUAAUGUAUGAUCCUUUUCUAUAUGUACCAUUAAAAGAAAACUAACCAGUAGAAGGAGCUGAGUAUUUGAGUAUAUCACAUUUUGAAAACAGUUAUUUUUGUUUUUUGAACUAAUUGGGGGUGCUUCUAAUGUUUAAUUUAAAAAUUUUCUAUUAAAUAUGUUUAUGUAGGUGUCUGGUAAAUACCCUUAAUUAGGUUGAGGAAAAGCCAUUUGGUCUUAGAGUUUCUAAUACAGUCUUAAAAUACAUUUUCUGAUGUUGAACUAUUUCUGCAUUUGUAGGAUAAACCUUAUUUGAUAAUGAUGUAAUGAUGUAUUAGUCCUUAAAUACACAGCUAGAUUCUCUGUUGCUAAUAUUUUACUUUUGAAAAUUUACCUGUGUUUGUUUGUGAUAUUGGAUUGGUUUUCCUGAGCUUUCUUUGCCCAGUUUUGUUACCUGAGUUCAUUUAAUUUUGUAAAAUGACUUGGGUGGAUUUCUCUAUUUUUAUACGUUCAAAAACAGUUAUAUGUAAUCUUGCCAGUAAUACUGUCAGUCAUCAGUAUCUACUGCCUUUUAGGAGCAUAGACAUUGAACUCAAAUUUUAAAUUCUAAUGUGGUUAUUGAUGUAUAUUCAGAUUUUCUAUCUUCAUGGGUCAUUUUAAAAAUUAUUUUCAUCCAUUUCAUUACUUUUAUAAUUUACUAUUGAGUUAUAUAUGGUUUUUUUGUCAUAAGCACUUUGGACUUGGGGGAGUUAAGGUCUUUUCUUUUCCAGUGUUUUGGAUUUGUGCCCAAUCUGAUUUUUUUCCUACACGUCAAAGUUUUGUAUCAUGUAUUGGUGUUUGCAAAUAAUUAACUUGUUGUUUUGCUAGCCAUUUCUAUUCUUUCUGCAUUCUAGUUUACUUGUUUAUUGAUUUUUAGAUAACUAAUUGUUUUAUUUCCCUCUCUCCUUCUUGAGUUGAACCUUAAUUCUCUUGUUUUUAAUUAUUUCUUGUUUUCUAAUAAAUCGAUUUAAGGCUGUAAGUUUUCUGUGGUACAUUAGCUGAAUCUCAUGGGAUUUCACACAAGGUUGCUCUUGGUAUUUAGUUUUAAAUUGUGAGUUUUAGUUUUCUUUCAUUUUCCUUUUAUGAUAAUCAUAUGGAAGUAUCUUAGUUACAUUAUAUAUUUUUUGCAUGCUUUUGUAAUUUCUAAUUUUAUUGUAAUGUGUUAACAUGUCAUCGGUUUUACCCAUCUACCCAUCUUAUGUUCCAGUCUACUCUGUCUUUAUUUCUUGUCUGUUAAUAUUAGGUCCUAAAAGGGGGAAAGAUACUGUUUCCUUCUACUUACACAACACUUUUGAUCCUAGAUGUGUGAAUUUUCCCAUACCAAGCAAUCCUCUAGUUCUUGGUGGACACCAACUGGGUAUUCUACAGUUAACUCAGUUCUGACACUAACUCUGCAGAGUAGUACAGACACCACAAGUUAAGGGUUCAGUCCAAUAAGAUUGACCACCACUUCAGAUGACAAUUCCAAGUUCCAAGUUGUCACAGGUACUUCUGACUGACUGGCUAUAAAUCAGGGUUUCUCAGUGGCUAUAAAUCUCAGGUUCAAUAAUUUGCUAGAAUGGUUCACAGAUCUUAGAGAAACAUUGACACUUAGCAGUUUAUUAUAAAGGAUACAACUCAGGAGCAGCUAAAUGAAAGAAAUGCUUAGUUUUUACUGUUUAUGUUGUAAUCAGCCUAUCAAUAAUCAAUACUGUGGCCAGACCAGCCCUUGUAGUUCUUAACAAUGAUUGCAAGUAAGUAUGUAUCAGCAGUAUGUAUCAGGAAAACUUUGAGAAAAUAGAAGUUUAUUUACUUACAGGACCUGGAAAUUACAUAGCACAUCUGAGGCCACACAGCGAGGUUGUUAGGGAAGAGAGAAUGCAGGAGAGAAAAAGAGAGCCAGCCAGUACACAGGCAUGCGUGUGAGCCUGGGGUUCUGCUUUAACUGGGGUUGAGGAUUUCACAGGCCCAUUCAUUAGUGAAUUUAAAAGGUGGAAUUGGGAGUCUAAAGCGUGGGAAGAUAAAAAACAAGUGGCCCAGAUGGUCAGUUAUUGAAAUCAACUAAGGUCUCUAAAACAAAGGAGCUUACUGUGGGGAUGCAGCCUGACUCAGCCUGCCUCUUUACCUAGUUGUGUGGCUGGCAGCAUGUUUAUUGGUCCAGACAUGCUUGAAAUGAAUGCCUUGACAAUCAAAGUUUAACUCAUACUCUUGCAUUACAGGAAAAAAAAAAAAAAAAAACGCCAACUGGAAGGCUUAUACCUUAGGAAGGUAUGGAGAAGAGUUGCAGAGCUUCCAUAUCCUUUCCAGACUUGCCCUCAAGGGGGGCAAACAAGCUCUUAUCUCCAAAAGAAGACAUUUAUGAAAUAGAAUUAUCCCAAUGGGAAAUGAGUGCCAGACUUGAAAACUGUGAUCUUGAGAACUCCAGUUCCAGAGAUUAUUUGGAAGUCAAAGGCACAUUGGAAAAGCAACAAGAAAAUCAGGAAGAAUAUUUCAGUCAAGGAAUGAUCAUAUAUGACAAAAUGUCUAUUUUCAACCAUCAUGCUUAUUUAUCUCAACAUUCCCGGUGUCAUUCUACUGAGAAACCCUAUAAAUGUAAGGAAUGUGGGAAGGCCUUUAGACGAGCCUCACACCUAACUCAACAUCAGAGUAUUCAUACUGGUGAAAAACCCUAUGAAUGUAAGCAGUGUGGGAAGGCUUUUAGUCGUGAUUCACAGCUCAGUCUUCAUCAGAGACUUCAUACUGGUGAGAAACCCUAUGCAUGCAAGGAAUGUGGGAAGGCCUUUACUCAGAGCUCCCAACUUAUUUUACAUCAUAGGAUUCAUACUGGUGAAAAACCAUAUAAAUGUGAAGAAUGUGGGAAAGCCUUUAUUCGAAGCUCGCAACUCACCCGACAUCAAAAAGUCCAUACUGGGGAGAAACCUUAUGAAUGUAAAGAAUGUGGGAAGGCCUUUACUCAGAACUCACAACUUACUCUGCACCAGAGACUUCAUACCGGUGAGAAACUCUAUGAAUGUAAAGAAUGUAGGAAGGUCUUUACACAACUCUCACAACUUAUUCUUCAUAAGAGAAUUCAUACUGGUGAAAAACCCUAUGAAUGUAAGGAAUGUGGCAAAGCUUUUAUUUGUGGCUCACAGCUUUCUCAACAUCAGAAAAUACAUAAUGGGGAAAAGCCAUAUGAAUGUCAGGAGUGUGGAAAGGCCUUUAUUCGUGGCUCAUUGCUUAUGCAACAUCAGAGGAUUCAUACUGGUGAAAAACCCUAUAAAUGUGAAGAAUGUGGGAAGGCCUUUAUCCGUGGCUCACAACUUACUCAACACCAGAGAAUUCAUACCAAUGAGAAGCCAUAUGAAUGUAAGGAAUGUGGAAAGACCUUUAGUCAUGGCUCACAACUUACUCAACAUCAGAGAAUUCAUACUGGUGAGAAACCCUAUCAGUGUAAGGAAUGUGGAAAGGCCUUUAAUCGUGGCUCCCUCCUUACCCGACAUCAAAGGAUUCACACUGGUGAAAAACCCUAUGAGUGUAAGGAAUGUGGAAAGACCUUUAGUCGUGGCUCAGAACUUACUCAGCAUGAGAGAAUUCACACUGGUGAGAAACCCUAUGAGUGUAAGGAAUGUGGGAAGUCUUUUAUUCGUGGCUCACAACUUACUCAACAUCAGAGAAUUCAUACUGGCGAGAAGCCCUAUGAAUGUAAAGAAUGUAGAAUGGCCUUUACACAGAGUUCACAUCUUUCCCAGCAUCAGAGACUUCAUACUGGUGAGAAACCCUAUGUAUGUAAUGAAUGUGGGAAGGCCUUUGCUCGUGGCUUACUACUUAUACAGCACCAGAGAAUUCAUACAGGUGAGAAACCAUAUCAGUGCAAGGAAUGUGGGAAGGCCUUCAUUCGUGGUUCACAACUUACUCAACAUCAGCGAAUUCACACUGGAGAAAAACCCUAUGGAUGCAAGGAAUGUGGGAAGGCCUUUAGUCACGGUUCUCAACUUACUUUACAUCAGAGAAUCCAUACUGGUGAGAAACCCUAUGAAUGCAAAGAGUGUAGAAAAGCUUUUACUCAGAGCUCACAUCUUUCUCGACAUCAGAGAGUUCAUACUGGUGAGAAACCAUAUCAGUGUCGGGAAUGUGGGAAGGCCUUUACUCGUGGUUCACAACUAACUCAACAUCAAAGAAUUCAUAUCAGUGAGAAAUCUUUUGAAUAUAAGGAAUGUGGGAUAGACUUCAGUCAUGGCUCACAAGUUUAUAUAUGAAUUACCUGAUGCUUGUAAUUAAUAUAGAGAGCCUUCUCUGGUCAUUAAUUCAUUAUCAUCAAGAAUUCUUAAAAUGUGAACAUGUAAACACAUUUGCUUCAUAAAAUUCAGAAUCAGUGAAUUUGUAUGGGGGAAAGAUAAUUCUAAUGUAAUCCAUGUAGAAAAACCUGUCAUGACUGGAAACCUAUUCAACUUUAACAAAUUAUAAUAGACAAUAAUUCUCUUCAUGUAAAUAUAGGAAGACUUUUAGCCAUAGACAUAUGUCUUUUUCAAAAUUAUCUUGACUCUUUCAGUUGCUUUUCUUUGUGAUGUUUAACAUGAUAAUUAACUGCUGCUUUGGUUUACUCAGUUAUCAGAUAGACCUAAGAAGAAUACCUUCCUUAUAAGAUUCCCAGAAGUAUUAUAUAAGUUAUUAAAUGUAAGGUUCUUAGACCAGUGCCUUCAACAUAGCAUCUUACAAAUAUUAGCUAUCAUUAUAUUACUCGUGUUAUUUUAGAUAAUUUGCACGAGAAGACAUUUAUUAGUAUAAUGAAUAUUGAGAAAUCUUUCAUUAGCACUGAACCUUGAUUAUUUGAGAGGAGGGCACUGUAUGCUGUAAUGAAUACAAGAAUGCUUUCAUUUACAUCUUGUCCCAUAUGCUAUAAGAGGAAAUUCAUAAUGUAAAAAAGAACUCUGUAUAUUUAAUCAGUAAAUCGUUGAAGAGAUUUGAAUUGUAACAAAGUCCAAAAGCUCAUAUUUUCUGCGAUCUCUGACCACUAAGUAAGAGUGUUACUUAGAAAGGAAAAAAAAAAUGGAUAGCCAAAGUAAAUCUUUCUACUAAGAAAUUUUUUAAAAUUUGAAUGCACAGCUUUUGAGUUAAACUAAAAAAACUGAUAGGCUAUUUUGCAAUGAAAAAUGAUGUGAGUCUGUAUCAGAGACUAUUUCCCUACCCAAAUUCAUUCUUUUUUCUUCAGUAAUAGAAUUCUUGGUUGAAAAACUUUCUCAGCCUCCCUUGCAGAUCUAUAAGCUGGAAGAAGUGUUUGUAUGAAUAGGACAUUUAAGAAAUAAUUUCCUCUUUUGCACUUUUUUGUUUCACUGCCUACAAUGUAGAUAUUUAAAUCUGCAGCUCUGGCAAUUCUGUAGGAACUUUGAGAAUGGUAUCUGAGUAUUAAGGAUGAUGGAGCAGGAUUACACACAGAACAUGUCUGCACUUAUGUUGAUUUUAUGGAACAGCCGUACCAUUUUGGGUCUGCCUGCCUUCUGUAUUUCUUUAUAUAAAAUUAAACUUGUUUGUUGA
Dama dama (fallow deer) is the source of this 6418-nucleotide messenger RNA. RefSeq names its product zinc finger protein 420. The record is from RefSeq and is a predicted model, not a curated record. The transcript has 2 exons. Gene Ontology annotation, molecular function: DNA-binding transcription activator activity, RNA polymerase II-specific; RNA polymerase II cis-regulatory region sequence-specific DNA binding; DNA-binding transcription repressor activity, RNA polymerase II-specific. Gene Ontology annotation, biological process: negative regulation of transcription by RNA polymerase II. NCBI's taxonomy places the organism in Eukaryota, Metazoa, Chordata, Mammalia, Artiodactyla, Cervidae. Gene Ontology annotation, cellular component: nucleus. Bases 3175 to 5142 code for a protein of 655 amino acids.